Messenger RNA from Helobdella robusta, 1224 nucleotides. RefSeq lists its product as hypothetical. The record is from RefSeq and is a predicted model, not a curated record. The coding region runs from base 1 to 1224 and encodes 407 amino acids. NCBI's taxonomy places the organism in Eukaryota, Metazoa, Annelida, Clitellata, Rhynchobdellida, Glossiphoniidae. Gene Ontology annotation, biological process: regulation of GTPase activity. The transcript has 4 exons.
AUGGCUGCUAGUGUUGGCUGCACUUCAACUCACCAGAAGGGUCCUGCUAAUAUUUUAAACAACUCUUCGUUUAGGAGUGAACUUCUUGAAGUUGCUCAUCACUUAAAGAAUGAAAAGUCAUUUGUGGGCAAUGAAAAGGAAAAUAUUAAAAAACUUUACAGCUUAGUUGAUAAUAGCUCCAUGAAGGUUCACCAGUUGAAUAUGUCAGUACAUCAACAACGAUGUCUGUUAAAUGAUCUGAUCACUGGCUCAUGCAGAGUAACUCCUCAGAUAUGCUGCUCUAGAUUCAAUUCUCUUUCAAAAGCAAAUUUCAUCGAUGGUUAUAAGUUUCUCACCCACCAUGAAUUGAGAGUCGGUCGAUUUCUCAAAUCUUUUCGAGGAAAUCCGAAAUUAGUUGCCUUGUGUAUAUCAGAGUUGGAGUCAUCGAAGGAGGCAUGUUGUGUGGAACACUUUGUCAGGGUUGUUAUGUUGCAGCUGUAUGAGGGACUGAUCACUCACGAGGAUGAAGUCCUGGCUGGCAGGAUGCUGCAACAUUUGUUCCUCUUCCAAAUUCAGAAACACUCCACCAAUUCAUUGAAACAUUUCUUAAAGUCCGAAACUGCAUUCAACAUUGCUUAUCGUCUGUACACUGAAUGCCUAUCCUCUUCAAAGACUUUCUUGACAGCAGCUUUCCACAGUCCAACUAUUUCGUUACUUUCAGAAGAUGAAUGGUAUUUUGAUGUCGAUGUGAGCAGUUGCAUUGCCAGACUGGGUCCUGCUGAAGCACUCAGAAGAUUUGGUCAGGCAUCAAGUGAAGAUUACGAUGUCAAGGUCAAGGUUCACCAUACAAGACUAAUGGACAAAUUAGUUUACUUUACAAAACUGUUCAUUGAAAGUUUGAAAAGUUGUCAUUCCAUCUUUCCAAAGUCCCUCGCGAGGAUCUUCAAAAACAUUUACAAAGUAUUUUCAACAUCACAACAUCUUUCACAGCAGCAGCAGCAAGAUGGCAAUCACAAUGAAGCAAACUGGGAUAAAGCCCUUCUGAAUAUGGUACUGAACUCGUUCAUAUGUCUCGCCAUAUGCGAUCCGCAGUUCGGUGGAGUAGUCUCUGAUACUCCAAUUAGUGAAGUUAGCAGGCACAACCUCAGGCAGAUUGCUCACAUCAUUCAGAAUCUGUGUCUUUCCACUGUCGAUGAUGUUGAUGUUCCAGCUUGUGAACUCUAUGAUAAGUUUGAUAAGGUUUGA